GAAAGUGAAAGCAUCUGGAAGGAGCGUGAAUCCGCCCAGCUGCUCGCUAGUGUCUCUCUGUCUCUCUGUCUGCCUGUCUGUCUGUCGGUACCGGACGGUAUGGAGGGAACCGACAGUCCUUCGCCGCCGCCGUUGACCGUGGAGGGCGUCUGGAGUCCGGAUCAGAUCAGAACCGUGAAGAACAAACUGCAGCUUUACUUCCAGAGCAAGAAGAAGUCCAGCGGGGGGGACUGCCGGGUGGAGGCCGAAGACGGAGCUCCGAGAGCGGCUGUUCACUUCAAAUCAGCCGAGGUGAGAGAGCGAGUCCUCGCCAGGCAGAACCAUGAGAUCAUCCUGGACAAUCAAACUGUCAAGUUACGUCUGACUUCUGCUUCAAUCCAGACGAACAGUGACGACGUCUCAGAUCCAUCGACGGAUUCAAAGACUCCGACGUCACAAGUUGAACCUGGAAAUGGAGCUUCAGCUUCUGCAGACAACAAAGAGGAGACGGAGUGCGUCCAGAGCGUCUCCGCGGUGUUGGACAACGUGUCGGACAACAUGUCCAGAGAUCUGCUGUCCAUGCUGGUGGAGAACAUCUGCGGUCUGGACGAGAGCUGCUACAGUCUGGAGAUCAUCUGGGAGAGCAGCAGAGCCGUGGUCACCUUUAACACACCUGCAGAUGUGGAGAAGUUCCUCGCCGUGAGUCGGUCCAGCCAGAAGCUGCAGAGACACGGACUGACGGCUCGUCCACUGGAGGCAGCAGAGAGCGUCCGAGUGGAGAGUCUUCCUCCGGCUGUGGUUAAAGAAAUGUUGGAGCUGUAUUUUGAGAAGAACUGGGUUCUGCCGGACAACGUCGUCAUGAUCCCGACUGAACAGGCUGCCAUCGCAACUUUCAAUAACCCCAAAGUUGUCGAAAGAAUUUGCAUAAAACGAGACUACUUGAUGCGGUCCAUCCCUGUCAAGGUGUAUCCGUACUACGAGUUCCUGGGCGCCGCCUUGUACGGCAAAGAACGACCAUCGUGGAAGAUGCCCGAGCCCUUCACUGAGAGUGUCCACCACGUUGUCUGGAAGUUCCUCCAGAUGAAGAAGCUGUUAAAAAGCAUCAACGACCAGAUGCGUCCGUACUUCUGCAGCGUGGACUUGGACAACCCGGAGGUGAAGCUCAGCCCUCUGCCGAGCUUUUUGAGGCAAAAAGAUUUGACCGCCAAACGUGUAGUUGACUGGAUGAGUACCGCCCAAGAAGCCUUCCGGCGGCAAAUGUCUGAGUACUUUGCCUUCGACUGCACAACGAACGCAAGUGCCUGGAAAGCUGCGGAGAAGGACGUGCGUUCAGUUGUCAGGGAAGACGCCGUCCUGGUGUUGGAUGCAUCCAGGGGGGUUUUGACCGUGGCUGGCCGAGGUGACGAUAUAAAACGAAUCAGAGUUCCGGUGGAGAACAUCGUUCUUGAAGCCAUGAAUCAGAUUAAACGUCAGACAGACGGCGUCUCCGAGGUCAUGGGUAUGUCCCCUGCAAUGUUCUACAUCCUGAAUCACGAGGGCUUCCAGAAAGCUGCCCAGGACGUCUCCCCCGACAUGAAACUCUCCUUCGAUGAAGUCACCCAGAAGUUAACCAUUACCGGACUCCCUGCAGAAGUCUUCAAGACGAAGGCCUGGAUCUUGGAGAGGAAUGUGGGUAUGAGUAAAAAGCAGCUUAAUGUCCCCCCACAUCUUAUAGACUUCCUCAAGACCGUGGAUCCCAUGGACAUGUCGCAGGACCUGUUCACCUCCCAAGGCAUCAGCGCCAUCUACUUCGUUGAAAGCAAAGGGGUUUCUCUGUUGGGGAGCUCUGAGAGCGUCCUCGCCGUCGCAGAGACUAAGAUGAAGGCGGUUUUGGCGCUGCAGACUCUGGAUGUGGAAGACCAGGACGUUCUGAAACUUCACAACUGGGUGAACCUGAACCAGCAGCUGUUGGACACCUACAACUCCUUAAAGAAGACGACGGUGGCCAUUCAGAUCCACCCGGAGAGAAAAGACAAGAUAACGGUGGCCGGCUUCCAGAUCCCGGUGAAAGAGGUCAGCAGCAGUCUGAAGGAGUUCAUCGCGAACUACUCCCGAAUUCAAGAAACCGUUCGUGUCGAGUCCUGCGCAGUUGUUCAGUUCAUCGACAAGAAGAGAUCACAAGAUUGGUCCGGUAUCGCCAAAGAUUAUGACGUAGAAGUCCGAUUUGAUCCAGAGAGGCCGAAGAUCACCCUCGCCGGUGCUCGUCUUCACGUCCAGAAAGCCAGAUUGUGCUUUCAGGAGCUGACCGGCUUUCUCUCCACUGACACCUUCGUCGUGGAUAAACCCGGAGCCAAGAAGUACUUCCAGGCUCAAAGAAGCAAUUUCCUGUCUACAAUAAUGACGGAGUGCAGCUGCGUGGUGGUGCUUCGUCCAGACAAUCAAGAGGAAGAGGAGGAAGAGGAAGAAAGUGGCCUUUGUUAUUGCAAAGUGAAGACCACGAGUGGAGUUCUGGUUUCGGUCAGCAAGGCGGACAUCUGCAGCUUCGCCGUAGACGCGGUGGUCAACGCCGCUAACGAGGAGCUGAAGCACAUCGGCGGUUUGGCGUUCGCGCUGCUCAAGGCUGCCGGACCGGAGCUGCAGAAAAUCAGCGACAACCACGUCGCCAAAAAUGGGAAACUACGUCCGGGUGACGCCAUCGUGACCGGUGCGUAUAACCUGCCGUGCAAGCACGUCGUACACGCAGUCGGUCCGCGAUUCUCUGACUCUGACAGGAUGACGUCAGUGAAGCGCCUUAAGCUCGCGGUUAAAAAUAGUCUGACCCAAGCGGAGGCGGUGAACUGCUCCACCAUCGCGCUGCCGGCCAUCAGCUCCGGCGUGUUUGGGUUUCCUGUUGACCUCUGUGCUGACACCAUCGCCCAGGCGGUUCGGGAGUACUGCGACAGUCCAGGAGGUCCUAGAUCGCUGACGGAGAUUCACCUGGUGGACAACAACGAUAAAACGGUGACGGUUCUGGCCACCGCUGUCAACAGAGAGUUCAUGGACCUUGAACCUUCGAUGACGGUACCAGAGCCGGCAGGAAGAGGAAGAGGCGCUGCGGCGUCAGGAGGAGAUCAGCUGGGUGGAGGUCGAGGUCAGAGCCAGUCGCCAGGAGGCCGUCGGUUUGGUGGAGGAGGAGGAGGAGGAGGAGGAGGAGGAGGAGGAGGAGCUUGGGGAGGUCAGAGCCCCGGGGGACACGGCAGGACCAGAGGACAUGGAGGGUCGGCGAGGCCGGAGCAGACCACGGCUGAGGGUCUGAAGAUCAUUCUGCAGAAGGGAAACAUCGAGGACCAGACUACUGACGUCAUCGUCAACACCAUCUCGGAGGACAUGAACCUGAACCAGGGAGCCGUGUCCAAAGCGCUCCUGCAGGCGGCCGGGCACGGCCUGCAGUCGGCCAUUCGGUCCAAAGCCGGGGGGACCGCACUGCGGUACGGCGAUGUCGUCAUCACCGACGGCUUCAACCUCAAGUGUCGCAAAGUCUUUCACAACGUUUGCCCGCACUGGAACAACGGAGACGGCCAGGAAGAGGAGGAGUUGAUAUCCAUCAUCAGAUAUUGUCUGGAGGAGGCCGAGAAGCACCGCAUGGCGUCGCUGUCCUUCCCGGCCAUCGGCACGGGAAACCUGAGCUUCCCCAGAGACGUGGUGUCCAAAGUCCUGCUGCAGGAGAUCCACUCCUUCAGCCGCAGACGAACUCCUCGCCAUCUGAGAGAGGUGGCCGUCGUCGUUCACCCGAGCGACACCCAAACCGUGGAUUGUUUCACCAGAGAGUUCAAAGGUCAGACUCCUCAGCGGGAAGCUCAGGAAUUCAACGUGUCGCCAGGCAGGAAAUCCCACAGCCAAUCACAGCAGUCCUCAGCCUCCUUCAGCCAGGUGUCGUCUCCAUCCCUCGGAGUCUAUCGGAUGCAGAUGGGUCAGCUCGUCCUCGAGGCGUCGUCUGGUGACAUCACCAAGGAGGCCUGUGACGUCAUCAUCAACUCCUCCAAUCAGGCCUUUAACCUUCAAUCAGGCGUGUCGAAGGCGAUCUUAGACAGCGCUGGAUUAACCGUUCAGCUGGAGUGUUCACAGAUCGUGAGUUCUCCGAGUUACCAGCCCGGUCUGUUCAUCCUGACGUCGGCCGGCCUGCUGCCGAGCAGACACAUCAUCCACGUGGUCGGCCAGAACGAUCCUGCUAAGAUCAAGGACAUGGUUUACUCAGUGCUGAAGUUCUGUGAGGAGAAUAAGUUCAUCUCCGUCUCCUUCCCAGCUCUGGGAACAGGUCUGGGAGGGGCCAACCCGUCGGCGGUGGCGGACGCCAUGGUGGAAGCGGUGGUGGACUUUGUGAGGAAGAAGCACCCGAGGUUUGUUCGCAGCGUAAAGAUCCUGAUCUUCCAGCCCGUCAUGAUGGCGGAGUUUCAUAAGAGCAUGAAGAGGAGAAUGGGAGAGGACGUGGAGGAGAAGAGCACAUUCGCCAAGUUCAGAGACACCGUCACUUCGUUUUUCAUGGGACUCGGAGAGGAGCGACCCAGCACCGACAGCCUGGUUCUGGAGAGAGAGGAGUUUGAGGCCACGGUGUUCCAGCUGUGUGCCGACAACCACACGGCGGUGAGUCAGGCCAAGAGGAAGAUCUCGGAGCUGAUUGAGUUUGAGCAGGCGAAGGCCACCAUCACAGACCACUACAUCGGUCACCUGUCGCAGGCUGACAUGGACCAGCUGAAGGCCCUGCAGAGGAAGCUGACUGUCAGCAUCCGUCUGGACCGGCUGGAGGACCAGGAGCCCAAAAUCCACCUGGAGGGUCUGACCAGAGACGUCUACACCGCCGAGUCUGCUGUCAGGGACAUCAUCCGGAAGGUGGAGCGGUCGGAGAACCUGAAGAGCAAGGCGUUGCUGCUGAGCGGGCUGGUGGAGUGGCAGUUUGAGCAGCACGGCGACGUGAUGGUGCCCUUUGACAUCUACACCAACCUCACCCUGGAGGAGGCGCUGGAGAAGAAACAACAGAGUGUGAGGAUCAAGAUCAACAACGACAAGUUCGACGCUCAAGUGACAAUGAGAAAAGCCGUGUCAGUGAACGGGCGUAGACAGCUGAAGCUCCUCAGAAGAGAGGUGAAAGACGACAGCGCUCUGCCGCCUCACUGGGACGACCUGAAGGGCGACCUGCUGAAGCUGUUUCCUCUGAAGGUCGGAUCUAAAGAAUACAAGGAGGUGGAGGCGGAGCUAACGAAGACCGGACUGCCCGCCAAAAUCAUCAACAUUGAACGCGUCCAGAACACGACGUUGUGGCAGAGCUACCAGCUGCUGAAGAAACAUCUGGAGGUGAAGAACAAACACACCAACAACGAGAGGAUGCUGUUCCACGGAACCGCCGCCGCCUCCGUCAACCUCAUCAACACACAGGGCUUCAACCGCAGCUACGCAGGAGCGCACGGUGCGAUGAUCGGCAACGGCUCUUACUUUGCGGUGGACCCGGUCUACUCGGCACGAGGCUACGCCAAACCCGACGCCAGCGGCCUGAAGCGGAUGUACCUUGCCCGGGUCCUGGUCGGAGACUUCACCCAAGGAAGAGGCGGCUUAAUCACCCCGCCCUCCAAGAACUCUGGGAACGCCGCAGACCUGUACGACAGCGUCGCAGAUAAUCAGGCCAAUCCGACCAUGUUUGUAGUCUUCAAUGACAUCCAGGCGUACCCAGAAUACCUGAUCACAUUCACAUGAAGCGCCACGGUCACACUGUGCCUCCUUUAGUUUAGAACAACAGGAAAUCAUGAGAAUAUUGUUUAUAACAGUGCACAUUCCCUGAAGGGGUAAUCUACAAACACUCAUUACAUGAUUAAUUAAACAUAAAGCACCGUCUCCGAGUUGAAGGUUAACGUUAAAAAACUAAAGCAUGAUUAUAUUACUAUUAUUAUUAACUGUCAUCAUUUUCCUUCAUCUGACAUUUAUCUUUACUUAUCUUCUAUCAUCACUUUGUAUUUUUCUGUUUUGGGACGUAGUCUGAAAUAUUGUUUAUUAAAAGGAUAAUUUGGGGAA
This is a messenger RNA of Sebastes umbrosus (honeycomb rockfish), 5997 nucleotides long. Its product is annotated as protein mono-ADP-ribosyltransferase PARP14-like. Gene Ontology annotation, cellular component: cytoplasm; nucleus. The record is from RefSeq and is a predicted model, not a curated record. The transcript has 23 exons. Lineage: Eukaryota; Metazoa; Chordata; Actinopteri; Perciformes; Sebastidae. Gene Ontology annotation, molecular function: NAD+ poly-ADP-ribosyltransferase activity; transcription corepressor activity. Gene Ontology annotation, biological process: negative regulation of gene expression. The coding region runs from base 100 to 5682 and encodes 1860 amino acids.